AACAACAAUGUCCGACAAAAAGGAGGUGAAUUUAUCUGGAGUCCGACAGAAUAAAGGCGUGUGGCUCGUUAAGGUUCCCAAGUAUCUAUCUCAGCAAUGGGAGAAGGCCACAGAAAAGGGAGAAGUUGGAAAGAUAUCAAUAGAAAAAAAACAAGGAAAAACAGAGGUGUGUUUCACUCUAAAUGAGGAGCUGGCUGCCGUGACGUCUGCAGGAGAGAAGGAGGAGUCCCUGCAGGCCCCAAGGGAAUAUCCCUUCACGAUGCACACAGUGGGUGCACAGACGAUGGCUGUCUUCAGCCAGACCGACACAGAUGAAGUCAGUCUGGAGGGGACGGUGGUGCACAGAGCCGAGUGCCGGAUCGUCGUCUCUGACAGCUACAUGAAGGUCAAGAGGCUGCAGGUCGAGUCCGUCAAGCCGCAGCGUUUGGUGCAGCAGCUGGACCGAGCCGUCGCCACCGUCUUCAAGCCCGUGGCCAACCACAACUUCAAUUUGGAGUACGAGAAGAAGAAGAAGUCUGAGGGUAAGAUGGUGAGGGCGGAUCGGCAGCAGGUGUUGGACCUGCUCUUCUCUGCUUUUGAGAAGCACCAGUACUACAGCUUCAAGGACCUGGUGGACAUCACCAAGCAGCCCGUGACAUAUCUUAAAGAAAUCAUGAGGGAAAUCGGUGUGUGCAAUCGCAAGGGAGCACACAAAAGCACCUGGGAGCUGAAGCCAGAGUACCGUCACUACCAGCCGAGUGAGGAAGAGGAGCAGAAAAGCCCCUGACUCCAUCUGAACCGUCUCACCUCAGAAAAUAAUAGAUGGGUGUAAAAUUUUGUUUAUUUGUUUACAAUGGGUGGGAAAUCAUGUACAUUGUUCAGCAUGAUGAAUGUAAGUUGUGGGCUGGAGUCAGUUUUGCUUUCAGUAAUGUUGCCAUGUUCUCUGAAUUAAAGCUGUCUCCUGAACUUGUUCGUUCAGCAGGUGUUUUUUCACAGCAGACAGUUGGAGCCAACAACAACAAUCUGUUCCAGCUGUUACCACAAAGCAGCGCUGCAAUUAGUCGUGUAAUUACCCACACCUUUGUUUGACAUGUAAAAAUGUCCUUCUGUGAUUGAAAACAACUGAUUUGAUCCUUACUGAGGAUUUAGAUGGCACCAUGCAGCCACUGGAAACACAUUAGAGGAAAUCAAAGAUGGCUGAAAACCUGCUGGGUGUCUCAGUUCGUCUGUCUGGCUGUAUUACAGCAGAAACGGCUUUAAAAGAUUUUUCUGCUCAAUUACAUGAGGCAGAAAAACCCGCAGCUGAGUAAAGCCAAACCUUUGUGGAUCAGACUAGCGUGAGCUUAUUUACUGCGUUCACACUGCAGCACAAAGUGACCCAACUCCAAUUUUUUAAUUAUUCUUUUACCGUAAGAAUACAAAUCGCUAAAAGCUUCAUGACAGUCUGAACAAUAUCGGAUAUAUCGAUAUCCGAUACUUAUCCGAUUCCGAUGUGACCCAAGGUCCAGGUCGCAUGAACGUCACUGAUACUCGACAAACGUCACUGCUCUGCGUCCCGAUAGGCCCAAUCGGAAAGAAAAACAAUCAUGAUGGAGUGUAAAGAUUAAGUUGUAAAAGUGUUGGUUCCGGUUGGACAACUUUAAAAUUGAAAGCUGCUCCACCGUUAGCAUCCAUGUUUACUCCCGCUAACAAUGAGCACUUCCUCUUUAUGGCGGUUGUCAAAACACUGAGCACGCUGACGCUAUUGCGCCCUCUACUGCGCAUGCGGGACACCUUCAGGUCGUUUGCCGUUCAUACUGGAGAUCAUUUAUUAGUCACAUGUUUAGUUGUAUGACCAGAAAAAAAGAAAUCUGAAUCGGGUCACUUCAGGCUGCAGUGUGAAUGCAGCCUUACAAGUUUAUAGAUUAAGCUGUAAACCUGAUAAAUCACUGGGGGAAUCCCUGACCUCUAUCUCCAGUGAUAAACAGGGACUUUAUGUCUCAGUCCAAUCACCUGAACCACCUGGUCCUGGUUCUCACAGCGACUGAAACGCCUAACAGUGAAAAUCCACCUUAUGGUCGUCACCUGUAGCAAAUCCCACGUUUCCAGUACAGCAGGAUCUUUGGAUGUUUUCUCCUUUCACAGGCUUGUUAAAUAAUUUAAAUGUUUUUGUCUGUUGGCUUCUUGCAUGAAAACCUUGUAAAAAAUGUAAAACUCUGGGUGUUAAUGCAGCUUCAUGGUAGUUUAGUUGUUUUGGAGGCAACAUUUUGAGAAACUGUAGCUAAAGUUUUUUUAGUUUUUCUGGCUCCAGCUUCCUCUUGACAUUUUCAUUUUUUCAUUGGUGAAACAUUAAAAAAAAUGUGGUUAAAUUGUAUGAUUAAAUCAUUGCACUGAUGACUCAGGAUUAAAGCAGGGUACAAAUAUAAACCUGUUAUAUCAGCGCUGAUGGAUUAUGUAAACAUGUAAAACAGAAAUUUAAAAAGUCUGCUUUACUUUUUGUAGCUAAAACUAAAAAUAUGGAGUGACUUUUUACAGCUAUAUUUAAAAUUAAGUUCUGCAAUACGUUUGUGCUGGUAGGCAAUAUUGAGAAAAUUUUAUUUGUUUAUUGUUAAACACUUGAAGCAUCUCAUUGCAGUUUAAAUUUGUUUACCUUUUUUUUAUAGGAAUCUCUUGAGUCGUGAGGAUCAAACAUGCAGGAUUUGUAGAAGACUCAGGAAAGGCAGCAUGAAUUUUCCAGUCACAGCUAAAACCUGAAAUGUUUUCCCCCCAGAAAACGAGAGAAACUUAGAGGUACUUUUUAUUUUCAAAUUGAACCUGAAGUCUUUGCAUUGGAGAUGGACUCGUUUAACACAACCAGAAACCCAAGCAUGAUGAAGGCCGUGGAUGUCAAACUUGAUGCUAAAACAGAAAAAACUGCUUUGCAGCCAGAGUCGGAGCUUCACUUUCUGUCCUGCCAUUUCGUUUUCAACAUUGAGCGCUGGCCCAAAAGAAAAACAAACAAAAAAAUACUGCAAAAAAGAAAGUUAAAAACUGUAUU
Molecule: messenger RNA, 2995 nt
Organism: Poeciliopsis prolifica (blackstripe livebearer)
Lineage: Eukaryota; Metazoa; Chordata; Actinopteri; Cyprinodontiformes; Poeciliidae
Product: general transcription factor IIF subunit 2-like
Exons: 8
Coding region: 8-766 (252 amino acids)
Biological process (GO): transcription by RNA polymerase II; transcription initiation at RNA polymerase II promoter
Cellular component (GO): transcription factor TFIIF complex
Source: RefSeq, a predicted model, not a curated record